GACCCUCUGUGAACGUAGACCUCCUGUAUAGGUGUCUCUACAGCUGUCAGCUCAGCUGUGCUGCUACGACAUGAACUGAACUGAUAGAAGAGCACAGAAAGACAAUGUUCAAUUUAUUCAUUUUAUUGAUAACGUCGUAUUUUUCAACUAGUUUUUCGUUUUUUUUUGCGGCGAAUUAAGCAUUUUGUAAUGAAUUAACGUUAAUUUUAAUUUUCAACUGAUCUAUUACUUUGUUGUUGAACCUCGGGUCGUUUAUUAUUCAUUUCGAACAAGUAGUUUUUAAAGCGAUACGUGUAAUUUUAUCAAUCCUUAGAUGACUGAGCUGUUCAACAUUUGCACGUUCUUUUUGAUCGAAUUUUAUUACUCGUGAAUCGAAUAUUUUAUUCAAUUAUGAGCAUCCACGAAAUGAUAGAUCCAGCUUCAAACAAUAACCCUCUAUGGAACCUACUCGAAAUUGCUGAAGACCUAGUCAGCUCGAUAGCAAAAUUUUGCUUAGUUUUUACGGUGGGUUUUAUAGGCUUCCACCUUACAGUUCGGAUAAUUCGAUCACUCAUUUCCAAAUUGUACAAAAUGUACAGGAGAAGAAACCCAGAGGAUCCGGAAGUAAUAUGGGAAAGGAUUAGGCCGCACUUCGAAUUACUUAUGCAGCAACGGCCGUUCGAAGAAAUCGAACAAUUUUUGGAUCUGCUGGUGGAGAUAGCAGAACUACCAGAAGAAUUAUUCCGCGAACGUUACAAUCGAGGAGUCCAAAGAAUUUUUGGUUUCCAGAUGUGACUUUGACCGCGCAGUAGAAAUCGAGCUGUUUUUAGUACCGAAAUAAACCUGAUCAAUCUACCAGAUAGUUAUGUUUCGAAUAUUAUAAGCGAGUUUUCUCAAAUCGAAAAAUUACUAAAUCCGAAUUUUGUGAUGAUACUAACUUGUAUAUUUUCUAUUCAGGUUAAUUUCUCGUUUUACUUUCUGCAUCAAUUUUGUAUGUAUAGUAAAUUAUUAUUUUUGGAAUAAUC
This is a messenger RNA of Planococcus citri (citrus mealybug), 1004 nucleotides long. RefSeq lists its product as uncharacterized. The transcript is spliced from 4 exons. NCBI's taxonomy places the organism in Eukaryota, Metazoa, Arthropoda, Insecta, Hemiptera, Pseudococcidae. The record is from RefSeq and is a predicted model, not a curated record. The coding region runs from base 391 to 774 and encodes 127 amino acids.